Molecule: messenger RNA, 225 nt
Organism: Elephantulus edwardii (Cape elephant shrew)
Lineage: Eukaryota; Metazoa; Chordata; Mammalia; Macroscelidea; Macroscelididae
Product: eppin-like
Exons: 3
Coding region: 1-225 (74 amino acids)
Biological process (GO): negative regulation of peptidase activity
Molecular function (GO): serine-type endopeptidase inhibitor activity
Source: RefSeq, a predicted model, not a curated record
AUGGAAGCGUACAUAUGCAGCAUGCCCAAGGACAAAGGCCUCUGCUUGGCCUACCUCCCACGGUGGUGGUAUAAUAAGACUAUUGCAAAGUGCCAGGCAUUCAUCUAUGGUGGUUGUCUUGGGAACAAUAACAACUUCCAAACGGAAUCUGUCUGCAUGGCCAGCUGCUACAAAAGAACACCCAACGUGCUUAGUAAAGUGCUCUGUGAGGCCUUCUAUCUCUGA